Molecule: messenger RNA, 2990 nt
Organism: Diachasmimorpha longicaudata
Lineage: Eukaryota; Metazoa; Arthropoda; Insecta; Hymenoptera; Braconidae
Product: GMP reductase 1-like
Exons: 6
Coding region: 110-1156 (348 amino acids)
Biological process (GO): nucleotide metabolic process
Cellular component (GO): GMP reductase complex
Molecular function (GO): GMP reductase activity
Source: RefSeq, a predicted model, not a curated record
GCAAUCGACGAUCGGUCCGUCACAGCAGCUGCAGAAGGUCUCUUGCCAGUCUGCCACAGCCCAACAACGACUAGGUGCACGUCAUCUGCUCAUCGACAGCCUCUACACGAUGCCGAAUACCAUCAAUGACAUUAAACUCGACUUUAAGGAUGUCUUGUUACGUCCUAAACGGAGCGAACUCAAAAGCCGAUCCGAUGUGGAUUUAUUUCGUGAAAUAACGUUUCGCAAUUCGAAACGAACGUACAAAGGUAUACCAGUGAUGGCAUCGAAUAUGGACACUGUUGGGACAUUUGAAAUGGCUAGGGCAUUAUCCAAGCAUGGACUGUUUACAACGGUCCAUAAGUAUUAUUCCGCCGAUGAGUGGAAAGAAUUCGCUGAAAAAAAUCCAGAUUGUCUGGGAAACGUUGCUGCCACCUCAGGAACCAGCACAGGGGAUUUUGAACGACUCACGUCUGUUCUCACCGCGGUUCCUGAGCUGACCUUCAUUUGCCUGGAUGUUGCCAAUGGAUACUCACAGCAUUUCGUGGAGUUUGUGAGGAAAGUCAGGGGACAAUUUCCUAAUCAUACGAUAAUCGCCGGCAAUGUUGUGACCGGGGAAAUGGUGGAGGAAUUGAUUCUUUCUGGUGCUGAUAUUAUUAAAGUUGGCAUUGGCCCUGGGUCGGUUUGCACCACUAGAAUGAAGACAGGGGUUGGAUAUCCACAGUUGUCUGCGGUUAUCGAGUGUGCUGAUGCUGCGCAUGGAUUGAAGGGGCACAUUAUAUCAGACGGAGGCUGUUCGUGUCCUGGAGACCUUGCCAAGGCCUUCGGAGCCGGUGCGGACUUCGUGAUGGCGGGGGGAAUGUUCGCGGGGCACGACGAGUGCGGUGGGGAAGUGAUAGAGAAAAAUGGGAAAAAAGUCAAAUUGUUCUAUGGAAUGGCGUCUAGGACAGCCAUGGAGAAGCACGCAGGUGGUGUUGCUGAGUACAGAUCUUCUGAAGGAAAGACUGUUGAGGUGUCUUACAGAGGAGACGUCGAGACAACCGUCCUCGACCUUCUCGGUGGACUGAGGUCGGCCUGCACCUACGUCGGCGCCUCUAGAUUACGAGAACUACCGAGACGUGCCACAUUCAUAAGGUGCACGCAGCAAUUGAAUCCCAUGUACGGACCACCCUCGUAAAUAUAGGGUUAAUUCAAAUUAGUGGAAAUUCCCUCGGUGAUUGUGUCUUCAACAAAAUCAUUGAUCUGUAUGUUUCAUUUUAUUUUCCGAGCGCGUUGCUGAAGCGUUGAAAAUUAUUAUUCAACAGUAAUAACAACUAUUAUUGUUAAAUUCGCUUUUUGCCGGCUUGAGAUGGAGAUGUGGGGGAUAAUCAUUGCAAUUAUGCAUUUUGCCAGAAUUCAGCUCCAAAAUUAAUGAUAUCGGAUAUUUAAUCCUCCAGAGGCUCGUCUCAUGGUAUUUCUAAACAAAUUUACUUGUGCUCUAGAUAAUUAUUGAACUGAAAAUGGAUUUCAACAAUUUUUGGCGACACUUGGAAACCUAGAGAAUUAUAGAUCUUUGUCGUAAUUUCUCUAAAACGACCUCCAUAUUGCAUCUUGUUGAAUUGAAGUCAAGGCCUCUCAUUAAACGAUUCCAAUUAAUCAGAGUUGAUAUAUCUGAUUUUAGUAAUUUAUUUAAAUUUUUUCAUAUAAAAUCGCAAUUGACAGAAUGCGAUGAUUAUGAAUGGAAAUUUAAUCGUCGUUUAGAUCGGAUAUCGAUCCAUGGAAUUGAUCUUUCUCCCUGUUUUGAUUACAUUUAUGUCAAUUCGACGCUUUAUUCGCGAUAUUCGAAGAAAAUCAAAGAGUUUAGCCCUCGCAACGAGUAGAGCCUAUUUGAAACCCUCAGUAACUGCGUAUUUAAAAGUAUUAAAAAAUCAAUCGAAGAGUCAACGUCUUCGGAACAAAUAAAUGCAUCGACUGGCAUCCACCCAGCAAUUUCAAAUGAGAAAAAUCUAAUUCAUCAUGAGAAUAUUCACAAGCGUUACAAAUUAAUCAAUUAAUUGAAUUAAUCAUUCAAACUAAAGACAUGCACUUUCAACUAGUAGGGUAAUUGUAUUUAAUCUUUGUGUUAGGUUCUCAAUUGAAAAAAAAAAUUAAGAAUUGAAAUUAAUUUAUGGAUAUUGAUUUGUUAUUUAAUUUUGUUAAUUGUUACUUGAAAGAACAAAUCGCCUUCAAAGUAGAACAAAAAAAUAAUAAACGUUGGGAUAAUUACUGACAAUGCAAUAAUUCAAGUCAAAUCAUUUGAUAUGAAGUAGGUGGAAAGUUGUGCGACCUCCGAGCUAGGGGAAAUGCAAUACAAUUGUUGACAAAUCGUCGACAAAUUUCAGGGAUUUAUCUUAGGUGCACUUACGCACACGAACUCAUGCAAUUUGUCCUUGGAUAAUGGCACCGGUGUUUCCUUUCUUCGGAACGAAUUCCUCUUUGCAUCCUCUGAUAACCUGAUGAGGGUAAUUAGAGGCACGAAGGUAUAGAGAGCAUUUUUUUAUUGAUUAAACGAUAGUCAUCGUGCCACAUCGCAGAAAUGAGGAAAAGCGAAUCCAGUGGCUUAUAAAUAUUUCUUGAACGAAUGAUGGGAUUUGGUUAAGUCAAGCUUCAUUUUAAAGUGCAAAAAAAUAUCUUGAGAAUGAAAAAAAAAAUUGGGAAAAUUUACUCAACUAAUUUUGAGGUAUUCACCUUUGUUGCUCCACUGUCUCCUUCAAUGCCAGAUUUUUUAUUCAUUUUCUCAACAACCCAAUAUUAAUUAUAAAUCGUUUAUGAAAAAUUGAUUUAUUGUGUUUUACGUAUGCUGAUUAUAAUUCUCGAUAAAACAUAUACAUUUGCUAUGUAAAAUGUCUAGAGUCAAGUGUUUGGUGAUUUUGGUAUGUGUGAUUGUCUCGUAAGAGUCCCGAUAAUGUGAUAGUAACAGUAUGAAUUUUUGUUUUAUUUAUCGUUUUUCUCUCUUGUUGGUUGAUGUUAAUAAAGUGUAUUGAGUACUUGAA